Malurus melanocephalus (red-backed fairy wren) is the source of this 4108-nucleotide messenger RNA. It is a transcript of the gene SLC38A9, whose product is annotated as solute carrier family 38 member 9. The coding region runs from base 265 to 1944 and encodes 559 amino acids. Gene Ontology annotation, biological process: amino acid transmembrane transport. Gene Ontology annotation, molecular function: amino acid transmembrane transporter activity. Lineage: Eukaryota; Metazoa; Chordata; Aves; Passeriformes; Maluridae. The transcript has 15 exons. The record is from RefSeq and is a predicted model, not a curated record.
UCUCGGGGCGCGGGAAGGCUCGGGAGCGCGGGGUGGCCGUGUCCCCGACCGUGUGCCCGGCCGAGGGCCCCGCCGAGGACCCCGCCGUCCUCCGGGCUCGGCCUGCCCGCUCUGGGGGCGCGACCUGGGGGCGGAGAGGCCGGGCAGGAGCCGCGCCGGCCCGGACACUGACCGGCCAUCCCGUGUUGGUGGCAGCACAUCGUCAGAGCAGGGGUGGAGGCGAGGGUAACUGACAGAAUCUAAAAGGAGACAKAUUGACCAAACAUGGAAGAGGAUACCAAACCUAUCUUGGUUCCUGUGGGAGGCGAUGAAAGCAAUUAUGGAAUCAUGAAUAUACAGUUUAAUCCAGAAGACUAUAAGUGCAAAAGACCAUUUCAUGUGGAGCCCACGAACAUAGUCAGUGUGAAUGAUGACACGCAAAGAGUCACUGAUGAAGCUUCAGCAAUGAAUAAGCGGAUUCAUUACUAUAGCAGGCUCACAUCCCCUGCAGACAGGGCACUGAUUGCUCCUGAUCAUGUACUCCCAGCUCCUGAAGAAAUCUAUGUGUACAGUCCAUUGGGAACUGCUUUUAAAGUUGACAGUUGCACAGAUGGCUAUGGUAAAAACUCCAGUCUAGUGACAAUAUUUAUGAUAUGGAAUACUAUGAUGGGUACAUCCAUAUUAUGUAUCCCAUGGGGAAUAAAACAGGCAGGCUUUACUUCUGGAAUUAUUCUCGUCUUGCUGAUGGGCAUUUUGACUCUUUAUUGCUGUUACAGAGUUGUGAAAUCWCGGCAAAUGAUACCUUUAAUAGAUACCUCAAACUGGGAAUUUCCAGAUGUUUGCAAGUAUUACUUUGGAUCCUUUGGUCAAUGGUCAAGCCUCUUAUUUUCAAUGGUAUCACUUGUUGGAGCCAUGGUUGUUUAUUGGGUACUUAUGUCCAACUGUCUGUUCAACACAGGGAAAUUUAUAUAUAAUUUUGUUCAUGACAUUAAUGUAACAGAUAUUGUUCCUGGCACCAAUGGAAGUAACAAAGUCAUUUGUCCAAGUGCUGCUAGCGGUGACCCACCACAGAACAGGAGUGUGAUAUUCUCUUCUGGCAACAGAACAGGUUUUGAACUCUUUGAGGAAUGGUGGGACAAAUCACAAACAGUACCAUUUUACCUGAUAGUAGUUCUUCUACCCCUGCUGAAUCUGAAGUCUCCGUCCUUCUUUGCAAAGUUUAAUGUUCUGGGUACAGUUUCAGUUGUCUACUUAGUUUUUCUGGUUACAGUAAAGGCUGCUCGUCUGGGAAUACACAUAGAAUUCAACUGGUUUACAGAGAACGAAUUUUUUGUACCAGAGUUUAGAAUUUUGUUUCCUCAGCUCACGGGGGUUCUAACACUUGCCUUCUUCAUCCACAAUUGUGUCAUCACACUUCUUCAGAAUAACAGGAAUCAAGAAAACAAUGUGAGAGAUCUCUCUAUUGCAUACUUCCUGGUUGGACUAACAUAUCUGUAUGUUGGAGUGCUAGUUUUUGCAUCUUUUCCUUCUCCACCAUUAUCCAAAGAAUGCAUUGAACAGAAUUUUCUAAACAACUUUCCCAGUGAUGACAUCAUGUCGUUUGUUGCAAGAAUAUUCCUGCUGUUCCAAAUGAUGACUGUAUACCCAUUGUUGGGCUAUCUGGCACGAGUUCAGCUGUUAAGACAGUUUUUUGGAAAUGCUUACCCAAGCCUUGUCCAUGUGCUUGUCCUGAACAUAGCUAUUGUAGGAGCUGGAGUAGCAAUGGCAAGAUUUUAUCCAAAUAUCGGUGGUAUCAUAAGAUACUCCGGAGCAACAUGUGGUCUGGCCUUUGUAUUCGUGUAUCCAUCACUCAUCUACAUGAUCUCCCUGCACCGUGCUGGGCAGCUGACGUGGCCAGCAUUGAUCAUUCACAUCUUUAUAAUUCUCCUUGGACUGGCUAAUCUGAUUGCACAAUUCCUAUUGUGAAAACUGCCCCUUCUCCCGUGGCUGUCACAAGUGGUGCUGCGAUAUUUGGCAACAGCCUUGAGCAACACUGUCCGGCAUGAGAACAGUCCUCAAUGUGAUGAUCUUGGGRAAAGCUGCACCUUUGAAACAAAUUCAGAGUACAUCAUUCAGUUGCUUGACAGGAAACGUGUCUUGCUCCUCUGAAAAUGCUAUUUUAUGAGAAGUGAAAUGCUUCAGAURUGAGGGAUCCUAUUCUUCUAGUUUUGUUGAAGGUACAUCAAAAAUUAAUAAAGCUCAAAUGUUUUAAUUUUUUACAGCAUAUUUCUCCAAACACAAAAUUUUCAGCCUCAAGCCGUGGAAGCUCCWAAGGAACUGUCCUUACCUUGACAGCAAACAUGCUUUCUCAGUAUUGUUCAAUGACUCUUUGAAAUGUUCUUUUGUUGCAAUUAUUUUCCUGAUUUGUGUGGAAAAUGAAGAAAUUAUUGUCUUUCCUUUUUUUUAGGUUAAUUUAUAGUCACUUGGGUCAAAAUGCACUCUUAAUUUUGAAUACACUAUUAAAUUGUUUUGGCAAUAUUUUUCCUCUAGGAAAUUCCGACAAAGAGRAACAAUAAACUCAUGUUUCAGUGUUCUAUUCAGAACCAAUAUGUACACAAGUUAUUUGUGAUCUCACAAUACAAAAAAGUUAGGAGGAUAAAAAAAACUAGAACAAGACAAUUAAAACUAAUAUUCUAGGCUUGACCUCAGUUCAACUCUGUUACUGAGCUGUUUUGUGCUGUGAGGUUGUCUUGUCAGGAGUUGCAUGUGGUUUUAURGAUGCAUGGUGUACACAGCAUUUGAUCAUCACAGGCUUGCUCCCUCCCUUGUAGGGACUGCCUCUGGUGGCCUCUCACUUUCRCACUACCUUACUGUAGACAUUUUGGAUGUGAGCAGCAAGACCAAGCCAGCAGUCUUCAGAAUCAUGGAUUAAGUCAAAGAAUUUAAGUUUUAAAUAAUUCCUGUCAGAAGCUGGAAGAAUCUGGGAAGUUUUUGUUGUGGGCUGGGUGACUCCUUGUUUACGAAUUAGGAGUGUGUUCAUGUGUAAGCACACAGACACCUUCUUUCACCUACUGUCUGUAAGUCUGUGUCUUAACCCAAAACAUGUAGUAAUUAAGUUGCCAGACACUAGUGGAAUGUCAUUUUUURUGGCUGGAGAUAGAGUAGAAACUCCUCUUUGUGCAGAACUUCAGUGUAUUAAAAUAAUCAACAAAUGCAGAAUAAUUGAAAGAAAACUCUGAGCAAUGCUAAAUUCCAAAGUAAAAGAGGAAARAAGUUGGAGUGGUGCGAUGUCUGUGAAGUAGGAGUUGGGAAAGAUAAUUACAUUGUAGGGUAAGUGUUCAUAUUUGCAUUAGAAAGACAGUGAAAACAUAACCUAGAUUAUUACCAUGCUUCUCUGGGAAAUAAUGUGAAUCUUUUUAGUAUUGGUGUAAAUCUAUUUGUUUUACUUAGGUUCUUCAAACUGUGUAAAGGACACUCAAUUUCCUAAAUAUCCUUUGAUUUGUAUGAAAUACAAGAUAUAUCGGUGUGGAAUAUUAUCUGCAGAAUACAAAGGUUAUUUCCAACUGUUUUUUUUCUUGUGAAACUUUCUGUGCCUUCAAAUCAGAAUUGGAGAAAACAUCCAUCAUCUGUUCUGUAUUAGUGAGAGCUAUCUGCCCUAUCCUGGUCAUUUUCUCCUGUCUAUACACUUGCAAGAAAAGUACCUGAAAACCAAAAGGAAAGGACAAAAGAUACAGAUUUCCUAGCCUUGUUGGCUUGCUCACAUUAAGCUCUCGUUCUUGUUUCUUAUAGAUUCAGUACUUAAUUUAGGUACAAACCCCAAUGAGUGCAUGCAAUUAAAUUUGAUUAUAUCCUUCCAUGUUCCAUUUGUAUAUGAUUCCAUGAUUUAUAUCCUUGCCUUGAAGCUGAGAGUAAUAUGCCCUAUUAUUUUAGCAGAAUUAAAUUCUGUUGGGGCAGAAUUUAUCUAGCAGCCAACACUACUUCCUAACAAUGACAGAAUUAUUGGUGAAUGUUCUAUUUGCAUUUUGUAUCUGCCUCUUUUUGCYGUUGAGCAAUAUAUGACUGAGUUAAUAUUUAGAAGGAAAUUAUUCAGUACUUUUCUGAAAGCCUGUUCUAGCUCUGCAUUACAGAGAUAUAUUCUAGCUGCACUAUU